Messenger RNA from Polychytrium aggregatum, 2777 nucleotides. Its product is annotated as indole-3-glycerol phosphate synthase-domain-containing protein. Gene Ontology annotation, cellular component: cytosol. The transcript has a single exon. Bases 154 to 2568 code for a protein of 804 amino acids. Gene Ontology annotation, biological process: L-tryptophan biosynthetic process. Lineage: Eukaryota; Fungi; Chytridiomycota; Chytridiomycetes; Polychytriales. Gene Ontology annotation, molecular function: phosphoribosylanthranilate isomerase activity; indole-3-glycerol-phosphate synthase activity. The record is from RefSeq and is a predicted model, not a curated record.
GAACAGCAGAUCUACAUUGACUAAGCUCCCAGUCCUUGGAUUCACAUCGACAGAUCAUCAACCCAACAUCCCACAGCUUUCCAGAAACCCUAACAACAACAACAACAACAACAACCCAAUCUCUUUCUACCGUCAUCACUCAAAACCAGCACAAUGUCGUCCGGAAUCACUCUCCUGAUCGACAACUACGAUAGCUUCACCUGGAACGUCUACCAGUUCCUGUCGGAGCUCGGUGCUGACGUUCGGGUCUUCCGCCACGACCAAGUCACGGUGGAAGAGUGCCUUGCCAUGAAGCCCCGCAACGUCGUCAUCUCGCCUGGCCCGGGCAAGCCCGUCGACGCCGGCAUCUCCAUGGACGUGAUCCGAGCCUUUGCUGGCAAGGUCCCGAUCCUGGGUGUCUGUCUCGGCGAGCAGUGCAUGUACGAGGUCUACGGCGGCACAGUUACGUAUGCCGGCGAGAUUGUCCACGGCAAGACCUCGCCCAUCACCCACGACGGGCGGGGCCUUUACGAGGGCGUCCCGCAGAACAUUGAGGUGACCCGGUACCACUCUCUGGCCGGUGAUCCCAAGACCCUGCCUGAGGACCAGCUCGAGAUCACGAGCUGGACUGCCAACGGCCUCGUCAUGGGUGUCCGCCAUCGCCACUACGUGAUGGAGGGCGUCCAGUACCAUCCAGAGAGUAUCGCCAGUGAAGCCGGCAAGACCAUGUUUGCCAAUUUCCUCAAGUGGGAAGGCGGCACCUGGAACACGCUGAAGGUCAACCCUGGUGCCGUCAAGCCGCUCGACAACGUCGGUGCUCGGAAGCGCGGCGGAGCAUAUGGCUCUGGCGGCAUCGAUCUGGCCAAGGCUUCCAAGAUGAACUCGACCGGGGCUGCUGCCAGUGGCUCGAAGGAGGCAACCUCUCGUCCCGGAGAGUCUGCCGCCGCAGCUCCUUCGAUCUUGCAGACAAUCUAUCGUCAGCGCCUGCUGGACGUCUCGGAGGCUCGUGCCCGACCCGGCAACAGCGAGUACCACCUCCAGCGCACGAUCGCUCUCGGCCUUGCCCCCCGCCAGAUCGACUUCAAGGAGCGACUCGAGCGCGCUACCGGCGGCAACCUCGUCGCGGUCCUUGCCGAGAUCAAGCGAGCUAGCCCGAGCAAGGGUCCGAUCGACAUCAACGCCCAUGCACCCACUCAGGCGCUGCAGUACGCUCACGGUGGCGCCGCCGCCAUCUCGGUCUUGACCGAGCCCAAAUGGUUCAAGGGCCAUCUCGAGGACAUGCGUGCAGUCCGAGUUGCACUUGAAGGCGUGGAAGACCGACCCGCGGUUCUCCGCAAGGACUUUGUUGUCGACCGGUUCCAGGUGCUGGAAGCUCGUGCCUACGGCGCCGACACGCUGCUCCUGAUCGUUGCGAUCCUGGACGACGAGAAGCUCAAGGAUCUGCUCGAGUACUCGCGCGUGUUCGGCAUGGAGCCUCUCGUGGAAGUUGCCAGUGUCCGCGAGAUGGAGCGAGCCAUCGCAGUCGGCGCCAAGAUCGUCGGCGUCAACAACCGCGAUCUCAACACCUUCAACGUCGACAUGAACCGCACCAGCAGCCUCUCGGGCAUGGUCCCCAAGGAUGUAAUGCUGAUUGCCCUCAGUGGCAUCACCGGCCGGGCCGACGUUCGAAAAUACGUUGCCGACGGCGCACGAGCCGUUCUCGUGGGCGAGGCCCUGAUGCGCGCCAACGACAAGGGUGCCCUCAUCCGCGAGCUGCGCGGACUCCCCGACGACCAUAAGGAUAGCGAUGGCUCCCGGCCGCUUCCUCGCACUCUGGCCAAGAUCUGUGGUAUCACCAACGUCGAGGAUGCUCUGCUGGCCGCCAAGGAAGGCGCCGACUUCAUCGGACUCAUCUUUGCAUCCUCCCCACGCCAAGUGACGCUGGAAACGGCCCGGGAGAUUGUCGGCCGUGUCCGUGCCGAGUUUGGGACCGGCCCAACAGAGGCCAUUCAGAUGCCAUAUCCCCUGCCCGGCCUGAGUGCCUCGCUCUGGUACCAGGCCACGUCUGGUGCAAUUCGCGAUCGAGUGUCGCGUGCGAACCGCAGAGGGCCGCUGUUUGUCGGUGUCUUCUCGAACCACGCCGUCAACUACAUCAACGAAAUUGUCGCCGCGGUUGGACUGGAUCUGGUUCAGUUCCACGGCAACGAAGACCCAAGCUUGGCUCGGCUGAUCUCGGUCCCUGUCAUCAAAGCCUACCAUGUCAUGAAGGACGACACGCCGCAGAGCAUCCGCGCCCGAAUCCAGCAAGGCUCAUCGUACCUGGCCGGCGCUCUGCUCGACACGGGCGUCAAAGGCCUGGAACAGCAAGGCGGCAGCGGGCUCACGUUUGACUGGGCGAUCGCCAGCCAUGUCCAGCACACCGCAGACGACCGCAGCGACGCUGGCAUCCCGAUCUGGGUUGCUGGCGGCCUGACUGCUCAGAAUGUCCUCGAAGCCAUCCGCCAGAGCGGCAAGCCGUUCGCGGUCGACGUCAGCAGCGGCGUAGAGGCGUCCAAGGGCAAGAAGAACCCGCAGAGCGUCACUGAGUUCCUGAAGGCCGCCAAGCAGUAGCAGAAUCAGCGUGUUGGUGUGCACUAGUGGCUUUUGGGCCAUCCACACAGCGGUGGACCAAGAAGGGAAAUACAAAUCUGAUUGUCAUCGCGACCUGCUGCCCGCAUCCGCAAAUCGAAUGGGUGCAUCGUGCGGAUGCUGCGUUCCAACGAUACACUGUUUCCCACCCCACCACUCUGACCAGCAACCAAAACCAAACACCAACACUA